This is a messenger RNA of Eufriesea mexicana, 3409 nucleotides long. It is a transcript of the gene Nmdar2, whose product is annotated as glutamate ionotropic receptor NMDA type subunit 2. Gene Ontology annotation, molecular function: ligand-gated monoatomic ion channel activity; signaling receptor activity. The record is from RefSeq and is a predicted model, not a curated record. NCBI's taxonomy places the organism in Eukaryota, Metazoa, Arthropoda, Insecta, Hymenoptera, Apidae. The transcript has 18 exons. Gene Ontology annotation, biological process: monoatomic ion transport. Gene Ontology annotation, cellular component: membrane. The coding region runs from base 1 to 3372 and encodes 1123 amino acids.
AUGAGGGAGCUGCUGUUCACGUUGGUGUCGCUGCUGUCGGUGGCUGGCAGCCUGCAGAUCGGCGGCGUGACCAGGGGUGGCAGCGGCAUCCAGAUCGGUACCAGCGACCGUGGCCACGCGAAGGGCACCGGAGUGCUCGGUGGACGCGGCCAUUCCGGCGUGAAGCUCGGCGAGGCGAGAUUUCCCAAUUCUACGAGGCAGAGACCGUUCACCACCACCACCACCACCCCGCCACCACCCACCACGCGAUUCAUCCACCCGCCGAAUGGCAAUGGCAGGGGUGCCUUGAAGGUGGGCAUGAUGGUUCCGCACAAGUCCUUUGGCGUGAGGGAGUACACGAAGGCAGUGACGUCGGCUAUGAGUACGUUGCAGAAGAGCUCGAGAGCAAGGAAACUUGGACUUUUCCAGCAUUACGACAUCCACGUGAAAGUUGAUACGCAGUCGCUGACACCGAGCCCCACCGAGAUUCUCAAAUCGCUAUGCGACAAAUUCCUGCCGAGCAACGUGUCCGCCAUCUUGUACCUGAUGAACUACGAGAUGUACGGCCGCAGCACUGCCAGUGCUCAAUAUUUUCUGCAGCUGGCCGGUUACUUAGGAAUUCCAGUGAUCGCAUGGAACGCGGACAACUCGGGAUUGGAACGGAGAGCCUCGCAGAGUAACCUGCAGCUGCAGCUGGCGCCAUCGCUGGAGCACCAAACGGCCGCGAUGCUGAGCAUCCUCGAGAGGUACAAAUGGCACCAAUUCAGCGUGGUCACCUCGCAGAUUGCGGGACACGACGAUUUCGUGCAGGCAGUCCGCGAGAGAAUAUCCGACAUGCAGGACACUUUCAAGUUCACGAUCCUGAGCGCGAUCAUGGUCACCGAUCCGCGGGACCUCCUCGAGCUGGUAAACAGCGAGUCCAGGGUGAUGCUGCUCUACUCGACCAGGGAGGAAGCCAUCAGCAUCCUGAGCGCGGCUCACGAUUACAAGAUCACCGGGGAGAAUUACGUGUGGGUCGUGACACAGAGUGUCAUCGAGAACCUUCAGACCCCCAGCCAAUUUCCAAUUGGAAUGCUCGGAGUGCAUUUUGAUACGAGCACGGAGAGUCUGGUCAACGAGAUCACCACCGCUGUGAAGGUCUACGCGUACGGUGCUGACGACUUCCUGAACAAUACUGCAAACCAGCAUCAUCCUCUGAACACUCAGCUCAGCUGUGAGGGGAGCUACGGAGAAUCUCGCUGGAACACUGGAGACCUGUUCUUCAAGUACUUGAAGAACGUGUCAGUGGAGGGUGAUCACGGGAAGCCGAACGUGGAGUUCACCCAAGAUGGAGUCCUGAAGGCGGUCGAGCUGAAAAUCAUGAACCUCCGUCCUGGAUUGAGCAAACAACUCGUUUGGGAAGAGAUCGGCGUGUGGAAGUCCUGGAAGAAGGAAGGUCUGGACAUCAAGGACAUCGUUUGGCCAGGAAACUCCCAUACGCCACCUCAAGGGGUGCCUGAGAAGUUUUAUUUGAGGAUCACCUUCUUGGAGGAGCCGCCCUACAUCAAUCUCGCGCCUCCGGACCCUGUGAGCGGAAAAUGUCUGGUGGAUCGUGGCGUUCAGUGUCGAGUAGCCAAGGAUUCCGACAUGGUCGAGAUGGACAUGCAAUCGGCGCAGAAGAAUGAGAGCGUUUAUCAGUGCUGCAGCGGGUUCUGCAUCGACCUGCUUCAGAAGUUCUCCGAAGAGAUCGGCUUCACCUAUGAGCUCGUCAGGGUGGAAGAUGGCAAGUGGGGCACGCUGGAGAAUGGGAAGUGGAACGGUUUGAUAGCCGACCUGGUGAACCGGAAGACAGACAUGGUGAUGACGUCUCUGAUGAUUAAUUCGGAAAGAGAAGCCGUAGUCGAUUUCACGGUGCCGUACAUGGAGACUGGUAUCGCCAUUGUGGUGGCGAAGAGGACUGGUAUUAUAUCUCCCACUGCCUUUCUUGAACCAUUCGACACCGCAUCCUGGAUGCUAGUCGGCUUCGUCGCCAUACACGCGGCCACGUUCAUGAUCCUGCUGUUCGAAUGGUUGUCACCAUCCGGUUUCAACAUGAAGGUAAACCCUUCAGACACUGCGCGCAAACCGAUGAAUCCGUCGCCCAACCAUCGGUUCUCCUUCUGUCGGACGUACUGGCUGGUCUGGGCCGUGUUAUUUCAGGCAGCCGUCCAUAUCGAUUCUCCCAGGGGAUUCACAUCCAGAUUUAUGAUAAACGUAUGGGCGUUGUUCGCCGUGGUGUUCCUGGCCAUUUACACUGCCAACCUGGCUGCCUUCAUGAUCACGAGAGAGGAGUUCCACGAGUUCACCGGCGUGGACGAUCACCGUUUGGCCAAGCCGUGGUCACACAAGCCUAUGUUCAAGUUCGGUACCAUACCCUGGAGCCACACGGACAGCACGCUGGCGAAAUACUUCAAGGACAUGCACGCGUACAUGAAGAAGUUCAACAAGAGCAGCGUGGCCGAGGGGAUCGAGGCGGUUAUCAGCGGAGAAAUGGACGCGUUUAUCUACGACGGAACAGUGCUGGACUAUUUGGUGGCGCAGGAUGAGGACUGCCGAUUACUGACCGUGGGAUCCUGGUACGCCAUGACCGGAUACGGCCUCGCGUUCUCGAGGAAUUCCAAAUACCUGCAGAUGUUCAACAAACGUCUGCUCGACUACAGAGACAACGGGGAUUUGGAGCGUCUAAGAAGGUACUGGAUGACAGGGACGUGUAAGCCAGGCAAAGAGGUACAAAAGAGCAGCGAUCCCUUGGCGUUGGAGCAGUUCUUGUCCGCGUUUCUAUUAUUGAUGAUGGGAAUUCUUCUGGCAGCGGUCCUCCUCCUCCUGGAAUAUUUGUAUUUCAAAUAUAUCAGACAGCAUCUGGCGCGAAGCGACGGCGGUGGGUCUUGCGCACUUUUCAGCUUGAGCAUGGGAAAAUCGCUGACGUUCCGCGGCGCGGUCUACGAGGCUCAGGACAUCUUGAGGUACCAUAGAUGCAGGGAUCCCAUAUGCGACACUCACUUGUGGAAGGUGAAGCACGAGUUAGACAUGGCGAGGAUCAGGAUACGUCAGCUGGAGAAGGAUCUGGAAGCACACGGGAUCAAGCCCACGCAGGCCAAGAGGAAAACCGGAAGUCUCGGCUGGUGGCGAGGAUGCUUUCAAAGCUCGGACCGCCAUUCACAAGCGGAGUCAUUGGCGGUGGAAGCUCCGCAUCCGCUACCGCCAUACUUCGAUUCAUUCAUCGACGCCAUCGACGUAGCCAGGCCCAGGGACAUGACCAGGAAUCACGUGGUCAGCACGGAGUACUCCAACAAGUUCUUGCCACCAGAGAUCUAUAGGAUUCCGGACGAGGAUGCAACCAGAACGGAAAUCGCCGAGAUGGAGACAGUUCUGUGAUCGUAGAGAUCCGGCCACGAUUGCCCAGCCACGUCAG